This is a messenger RNA of Trypanosoma theileri, 1851 nucleotides long. Its product is annotated as Aspartate ammonia-lyase. The coding region runs from base 1 to 1851 and encodes 616 amino acids. The record is from RefSeq and is a predicted model, not a curated record. Lineage: Eukaryota; Euglenozoa; Kinetoplastea; Trypanosomatida; Trypanosomatidae. The transcript has a single exon.
AUGGGCGACACCCAACAACAACAACAUAUGGAAGGAGAACAAGGGCAAUCCCAGCAUUUUACUCUAAUCCCUACUUUAAGGGAGGUAACUGUAUUUAAGGAUCGUGCCCAACUGACAUACACAGCCACUGCGUCACUCCCUGCUGGAUCUCAUGUUCUUCUUAUGAAGGGUGAAAAAGGAUGGGAUGAUGUUUUGCAGAAUACACUGCAAGUACACAUGGAUAAUGCGGCAGACAUACCUGUAGUGAUGAAUGAUGUUCGUUUUGAAACAACCAUCACGAAAGAAGAUAUGCGAGAACGUGUACGUGAACUGGCAAAGGAAUGUGAGGAUUAUCAAGAUCGCCUUAAUAAUGUUGCGGACAGGAACUCCAUUAAUGAUGCCCUUGAGGCUUCCAUUAAGGAAUUGGAAGAGAAACUUAAAAAUAUGGGGGAACGCAGUCCACACACCAACUCGGAUACUCCUUCAAACAACACUAUUGUGCCUAUUGCGCAGUUUCUCUCUAAUCCGACUGCUUGGCAACCCCUCGUGCGACUCAUCGCCCGCCGCAAACGAGAUAUUGGCGAGUCACGUCUGUUGCUUAAAGCCGAGGAGGCACAACUGCAGAAGGAAUUUCUUGAAAAACAAAAAGAAGUCGUUGAAUAUCAAAGAGCAUCAAUCAACGGCAAACGACAAACAGAUGUGGUGGUGUCGGUUGUUGUGCCGCAGCCUGUCGAGUUGCGACUUCGCGUGCAGUUCGUUGCACUCGGGGCAUCAUGGGAGCCGAUCUUCGACAUCCGCAUUGGCACCAACAAUAAUAAUAAUAAUAAUAAUAAUAAUAAUAAUAAUAAUAAUAAUAAUAAUAAUAAUAAUAAUAAUAAGAUUGACGUUGCUUAUCACGCUAUGGUGCAGCAACGGACCACAAUGGAUUGGAACCGCGUGGCGAUGCGGCUCAGCACUGCCACACCGCACUGCAGCUCAAGUCCACCAAAACUCAGCAGGUGGAAUAUUGCACUCCAACCACCACCACCAAAGAUAAAGAAAAUGCAUUGUUUCAGAAAGGCAGCAUGCCCUGCACCUAUGGCUGCACCUAUGGCUGAUGUGAUGGAUGCAGCGCCGGCGAUGAAUGCGGAGCCUGUGAUGAUGAUGAUGCGAUGCGCCGCCCCAGUGGAAGCGGCGGUUGUGACUUCAUCAGCCCCAUCCUCAACGGCAAGUACCUUCCAGAUUGUGGGAUUGGCUACUGUAAAGAGUGAUAAUAAACCUGUGAAGGUGACGAUUUCUACACAUACAUUUCCUGCGGAACUCAUGUACCACGUGGUACCGAAACGUAGUCCAUGGACGUACUUCCUUGCCAAGGCAAAGAAUACUAGUCCAUAUGUGUUUCUUCCUGGUAAAACGAAUAUCUUUGUGGAUAAUAUAUUUGUAACCAAUUCAAAAAUGGAGAUGGUUCCUGCAGGUGCUGAAUUUACUGCUUCUCUUGGAACUGAUGACAGUGUAGUUGUGACACGUAAAGAGGUAAGAAGGAAAAAGUCUACUGUCCGUGCCAUGCUACGUCAGACUCAUUCACUUAUUGAGAUUGUUUAUGAAUUUACUGUGAAAGGUGCAUUGCCAUCAGAGGCGACAUUGGUAGUGAGGGAUCAGUGUCCUACACCUUCUGAUAAUGAUAUUAAAGUAGAGAUGAUUGAUCCAAACAAAAGUAUGCUUAAUGACGGUGUAACGGGAGAUGGUAUUGCCUGCAGUAUGGACAAUGUGGGUGUUGUGGAAUGGAAGUUGCGACUUCCCCCCGGUGUGUUCACUCGUGUGUUCCGUUUCGCAUUUAAUGUGGAGUAUCCUGAGGAGUUCACGGUCAAUGGACUGGAUGACUCGGAUGGGUAA